This is a messenger RNA of Yamadazyma jaroonii, 1149 nucleotides long. The record is from the annotation of a GenBank genome assembly. NCBI's taxonomy places the organism in Eukaryota, Fungi, Ascomycota, Pichiomycetes, Serinales, Debaryomycetaceae.
AUGAAUAAAAAGAGGAUUAAUUAUAAAUCAGUCAAGUUACCCAUUGAUGUGAAGUCUUUGAUCGAGGAUUCUAACGAUGAGUCGCUUGAUGUGAUCAAGAUGUACAAGAACAAGAAAUUUUUACCUCAUAAUAGAAGAAUCAGUAACAUUGCCUGGAGAAUUUAUAAUAAGAAAUUAACGAAUCAUAGAUCAAGUCAUUCAAAUGAUAUGAAAGGUAUUAUUAACAACAAUACUCGAGUAUUCAAUCAGAAUAUGAAUGGAGGUGUUGAUAUACCAAGUAAUGUGAAUAAUAAUAUCGGAGGUCCGGGUGAGAUAGGAGAAUUCACUGAUUUAGAACUUGAUAAUGAUCCAAAUUUAGAUGAAUUUGAUUAUGUAGCUCAUAUAAGAAGAAUCAGUCAACAAGGAGAUUUCCCAUUAAAUCAAAGUCCCGAUUCUAUAACAUCCAAUCAGAAACCAAAGAACUUUCUUUCAAGUUAUAUCAAUUCCCUUGAAAAUUCAUUGAAAAAUGACUAUAAAGUCAAUAAUUAUCAAUCAAUAACUCCACCAAAAUCCAUAACUUCCAAAUCUAUACCGAAUGGCAAUGCUAUGAAUGGACAAAACAAUAAUAGUAACAUGAGUAAUAACAUCAGUAAUAAUAAUAGUCACAAUACUAAUAAUGAUAAUGACAUUCUUAAUGGAAAUGCAUUCAAUGUAAAUGCAAAAAUAUCCCCAGAAAUAUAUCAAGGUAAUAUGAUUAAUGAAGUUCCAACUAAUAUAGAUAAGAAGUUCUUACAAUGUUCAAAUUGUCAAACUAAAACCACACCUUUAUGGAGGAAAUCCAAUAAUGGAGAUUUAUUAUGUAAUGCCUGUGGAUUAUUUUAUAAAUUACAUGGAGUUUUAAGACCUUUAAAUAAUAAAGUAGAGAAGAAUAUUAAAACCCAACAUUCUAAUGAUAAUAUGAUAAUGAAUAAUAAUAUUAAUUUGUUCAAUAACCUUUCAGAGAAUGAUGAAAUAGAUAAUUUAUUGAACUUAAAUUUAUUCAAAAGUGAUGCCCCGUUCAAUAAUUUUGAAAAUGAUGUGAAGAAAGAUUUUGAAUUUAAGAGUAUGAUAGGUGAUGAAAUAUUGGAUGAAAAACAGUGGAACUGGUUAGAUUUUGGUCCUGCCAAUUGA